AUGAACCCCGCCGCCGCGUGGAUGAAAACGUUUGCACGUGGCUCGUACCCCUUGGCAAAGCCGCUGGCGCAGCCCCUUGGUGAGAGGUCGGUGGUCCGACCAGGGCCCGGCCUCCGGCUCAGAACACUCGCGGUCUCCUUCGCGCUCCUCUUCCUCCUUCUUCCGGUCGGGCUGGACGCGAGGAGGCCGGGCGAGGGCGGGCUUGUCCCCUGCGGGUUGCAGGCCCCGUGGCUCCGCGCUCCACUCGCCGCGCCGGGGGACCUCCCGGGCGUCCUCCGGCCGCCGGGAGCGCUGUGGGCCGCGGCGGGCCUGCUGGUAGACGCCGUGGCGGCCGCCGCCCGCCUGAAGGGAGCUGUUGGCGGGGCCCACGGCGUCCCCGCCCGAGAUCGCGCCACCGACGCCAUGGCUACAAAAGACCCCACAGCUGUAGAGAGAGCAAACUUGUUAAACAUGGCUAAAUUGAGUAUCAAAGGACUCAUUGAAUCUGCUCUAAGCUUUGGCCGCACUUUGGAUUCUGACUAUCCCCCCUUGCAGCAGUUCUUUGUUGUUAUGGAACAUUGUCUGAAACACGGUCUUAAAGUAAGAAAAUCAUUUUUGAGUUAUAACAAAACUAUCUGGGGCCCCUUGGAAUUGGUGGAAAAGCUGUACCCGGAAGCAGAGGAAAUAGGAGCCAGUGUCCGGGAUUUACCUGGUCUUAAUGAAUUUUAUGAGUAUCAUGCACUAAUGAUGGAAGAAGAAGGAGCAGUAAUUGUUGGGCUGCUGGUUGGCCUGAAUGUGAUAGAUGCUAACCUGUGUGUAAAGGGAGAAGAUUUAGACUCACAAGUUGGAGUGAUUGAUUUUUCCAUGUAUUUAAAGAAUGAAGAAGAUAUUGGAAAUAAAGAAAGGAAUGUUCAAAUUGCUGCCAUAUUAGACCAGAAGAAUUAUGUUGAAGAAUUAAAUAGACAACUGAACAGCACAGUCAGCAGUCUCCAUUCAAGAGUUGACUCAUUAGAAAAGUCAAAUACUAAGCUGAUUGAAGAGUUAGCAAUAGCAAAAAAUAAUAUCAUUAAACUCCAAGAAGAAAAUCAUCAAUUACGAAGUGAAAAUAAAUUGAUUUUAAUGAAAACACAGCAGCACCUGGAGGUUACCAAAGUGGAUGUGGAAACUGAGCUUCAGACAUAUAAGCAUUCUCGGCAGGGGCUGGAUGAAAUGUACAACGAAGCCAGAAGGCAGCUUCGAGAUGAAUCUCAGUUAAGACAGGAUGUGGAAAACGAGCUAGCGGUACAAGUUAGUAUGAAACAUGAAAUUGAACUUGCUAUGAAGUUGUUGGAGAAAGAUAUCCAUGAGAAGCAGGAUACUCUGAUAGGCCUUCGGCAACAACUGGAAGAAGUUAAAGCAAUUAACAUAGAAAUGUAUCAAAAGUUGCAGGGUUCUGAAGAUGGCUUGAAAGAAAAAAAUGAAAUAAUUGCCCGACUAGAAGAAAAAACCAAUAAAAUUACUGCAGCCAUGAGGCAACUGGAGCAAAGAUUGCAGCAAGCAGAGAAGGCGCAAAUGGAAGCAGAAGAUGAAGACAAGAAAUAUCUACAAGAGUGUCAGAGUAAAUCCAACAAUCUGCAGAAACAAGUCUCCCAAAAGGAGAAACAGCUGGUGCAGCUGGAAACUGAUUUGAAGAUUGAGAAGGAAUGGAGACAGACUUUGCAGGAAGAUCUUCAAAAGGAGAAAGAUGCCUUAUCUCAUCUUCGAAAUGAGACCCAACAAAUCAUUGAUCUUAAAAAAGAGUUCCUUAACAUCCAGGAUGAAAAUCAGCAGUUGAAAAAAAUAUAUCAUGAACAGGAGCAAGCUCUUCAAGAACUUGGCAACAAACUUAGCGAAUCAAAACUUAAAAUAGAAGAUAUAAAAGAAGCCAACAAAGCAUUGCAGGGACUGGUUUGGUUGAAAGACAAGGAAGCAACACAUUGUAAACUUUGUGAAACGGAAUUCUCACUUUCUAAGAGAAAGCACCACUGUAGAAAUUGUGGGGAAAUUUUCUGUAACGCUUGCUCUGACAACGAACUGCCUUUGCCUUCUUCACCAAAGCCGGUACGGGUUUGUGAUUCCUGUCACGCACUGCUGAUCCAGAGAUGCUCGUCUAAUUUGCCGUAAGACUCCAGACUAAGUCCUUAUGUAUGAAAGUACCUACAAUGAAUGGUCAAUGUAUGAACCAUGUACAUGAUGUAUUUAGUCAGCUUUCAGACCGUACUAGUACCAGUUUUAUCUUCCACGUAUACAGCACAUGGGAAUUAGAAGCUGUAGAAUAGCUCACUGUUAUUCAAAAAGAACAUUCAAAGGGCCUGCUUUAAAAUAACUUGUUAAUUCCUAAUUGAUGUAAUAGUCAUGUAACUUGUAACACCACUAAAAAGGCCAGAUAGCAGAGCUAACACACAUUUGCCUUAUCAUGUAAAGGCCUUCUUAAAAAUAGGGGUUCAGAUUCUUUUACUCUGCAAAUUGUCAAGUAGGUAUUUGAUGGUGCCUGUAAUUUUCUUAAUGCACUUUAAAGUAUCACAGUUCUCAGAAAGAUCAGAAAUACAUUGAGCUAUUUGCAAGUCUUAAUAUUCCAGUUCAACAGUCUUUUCAUUAGCUUGCUAAGGUUUCAUCCUUAAUAACUUGUCCUUUUUGCCCCACUUCCUUUGCCCAUUUUGCAUUAGAAGAGGCCAAUAUUUUAUCCUGUAAAAAUUUCCUUUUGGUCUUCCUCUAAUCAAUGUAUUUAUUGGUAUUUUCAGAUAUAGUAGGUUAAAGAGGUAUUAUUUUACCUCAACUUUUUCCUUAUUUUGAAAGGAAGUUGAACUAGUCUUUUAAAUUAUUACACAUCUUUCCACGUUAUACUUGACUCACCAAACUUGAGGGAGGGCUCAACACCUCUUAGAAAGAAAAUCCAUCCCCAGAAGAAAAUGUUUAUUAAUAGUAAGGGGUUACAGGCUCCUGAUUGAUUCUCCUCUAAGCAUCAAAGAAGAAAUAUAAAAUAAUUUGCCUUUGAUGGAAUUUGAUUAAAAAUUUUAUUCUAUUUACAUUCCAGUAGCUUUUAGGAAGUAUUACAGUGUAGUGAUCCACUACUGCAGUUCUGUAUAGAGUGAAAUAUUCACCCUAUACUGAAUGCCUCCAAGCCAGGAUCCUGAGCAGAUGAUGUGUUCUGUAUAGAGUGGAAUAUUCACUCUAUACUGAAUGCCUCCAAGCCAGGAUCCUGAGCAGAUGAUGUGGUCUCCGCCCUGACACGAAAUACAUGGUCUAUUUCCAGCAUGAAAGAGUCAAACACUAAUCCCAUUUUUUCAUUCUUGUAGCACACCAAGAAUAUGUAAAAGGUUACUCAUCUCAUUAAUCCUUUGAAUAGCAUCACCACUUAGGAGAUCCUUUUUCGCCCCUUUGGUGUUAACUUUAGCCAUGCACUUUAAGUCUGUGAACCUUUCAAACAGGUCAGAUAGGAAUCUUUGAUUACUCCUAGAAGCAUUACAUUUAGUAAAUCAAUCAUGCCCCCCCACCCACUUAAGAUGGGGUUACUUAUUCUGCAGGAUCCUUUCCUCAGAGUAGAUAUACUUUCACUAGGGCUUAAUUUUCUAAAUUGCCAAAGUAUGAAAUCAGUAUUUUACUUGAGGAUUUAUUUUCUCCAAAUCCCGUUAGCUUUUGAGGUCUUCAGUUAGAACUUGCUGUACAGAUUUUUAGGUGGUCUUUCUUGAAUGCCAACAGAAAUGCUGUCAAGAGAAUUAUAUUCUUGAACUGUUUUGUACUGAUGGGAUGAUUAACAUUUUUAUGAUUGUUAAAAAUGAGAAUAAGCAACUAUGAAGUUUCAAAUACUGUGUUUUUUAUUACUGUGCUUAUUAAUACAAACUUUAAAAUGUGAUUUUGCUGAAAUCCCAAAGCUGGGUUUCAUUCAACAAAUAAACCAUGAUUUUCAGUCCCCCGUUAAA
This is a messenger RNA of Neogale vison (American mink), 3917 nucleotides long. RefSeq names its product RUN and FYVE domain containing 2 (gene RUFY2). The coding region runs from base 1 to 2121 and encodes 706 amino acids. The transcript has 17 exons. Gene Ontology annotation, molecular function: metal ion binding. NCBI's taxonomy places the organism in Eukaryota, Metazoa, Chordata, Mammalia, Carnivora, Mustelidae. The record is from RefSeq and is a predicted model, not a curated record. Gene Ontology annotation, cellular component: cytoplasm.